AUGAUAUUAUUAUUAGUUAAAAGAUUAGAAUGGUCAUCAAUCAUCUUAAAUCGAUGGAUAGUUCCAAUUACGUUUCUAACUGGUAUAAUAGGAAAUUUAUUUAAUUUGAUUAUAUUUACACGUAAAGAUUUUUUAAAACAAUCAUGUUCUUUAUAUUUUUUGUCAGCAUCAAUAAAUAAUAUAAUUAUGUAUUUAACUGGUCUUUUAACUCGAAUGUUAAGUGAUGGUUUUCAAGUAAAUAUACCUGGUAGUAAUUCAAAUAUGUAUUGUCAAAUUCGAAUUUAUCUUGUUUAUACUAUUUUUGCAAUAUCAAAUUGGUUUCUUAUUUUCGCAUCAGUUGAUCGAUUUUAUUCAACAAAUCAAUCAGCAUUAAAACGUCAAUAUGUUUGUUCGAAACGAAUGGCAUUUAAAUUAAUUUGUUUAACAAUAAUUGGAUGCAUUUUAAUACAUAUACAUAUUAUUGUUUAUUAUAAAUAUUUAUACUACGUUAAUCUAUAUAACAAACAAACAUUAAUAUGUACAUCAGAUAAUAGAAUUUAUAUUAUAUUUUUAUCAUUAUUUAUGUUAAUUUUUUAUAGUUUAUUACCUCCAUUAUUAAUGUUAUUAAUAGGCUUUUUAACAUUAAAUAAUGUUCGAAAAUCUCGUCGACAAAUAAAUUCAAAUCGAAUGCCAACAUUAAUAAUAAGACGAGGUAAAAAUCAAUUAAUUAAAACACUUACAGUACAAAUAACUCUUCUUGUUAUAUUGACAAGUCCACAUUCAUUUUAUUGGAUUUAUGUUAUGAUUACAACAGAUAAAUAUUCAAUUAAACCAAGUAUUAUACAAGAAUAUGAAAAAUUUAUUUUAAAUAUUGUCCGUAUAUUACUUUAUAUUAAUUAUGGAUGUCCAUUUUAUAUACAUAUGAGUGUUUCAAAAAAAUUUCGAAAUGAAUUUAUUAAAAUAAUUGAUGAAAUCAAAAGAUAUUUUAGAUAUUUAUAUUAA
Molecule: messenger RNA, 981 nt
Organism: Rotaria sordida
Lineage: Eukaryota; Metazoa; Rotifera; Eurotatoria; Philodinida; Philodinidae
Source: the annotation of a GenBank genome assembly